Molecule: messenger RNA, 7318 nt
Organism: Ostrinia nubilalis (European corn borer)
Lineage: Eukaryota; Metazoa; Arthropoda; Insecta; Lepidoptera; Crambidae
Gene: chinmo
Product: zinc finger protein chinmo
Exons: 7
Coding region: 413-1738 (441 amino acids)
Biological process (GO): regulation of transcription by RNA polymerase II
Cellular component (GO): nucleus
Molecular function (GO): protein binding
Source: RefSeq, a predicted model, not a curated record
CGUCUUUUUUCAUUUGCGUGCGUCUUUUUUUGGCAUCGCGCGUUAACCUUGGAUUUUUUCAUAGCGAAGCGCAGCACGUACGCGCGCAAGUAUCGGAUAGUCGUAGAGCGUCCCCCACUCGUUCGGCGCGUCCGAAUUUUCUGCAUUCGGCGGCGCAAAGAGUUUUCGGCUGUCGCAUUCGCGAGCGAGGCUCCCGACGGCUAGGAGCGACGCGAGCGCACACGGACCGAGCGGCGCGCGCGCUGCAACAUGCGGAAGUGAACCAGCGACCGUCGCUGAUGAUACCAGUGAACCUCCAGUGUAACAGUGAACACGCACGCUCCCAGUGAUACAAACUAUGAUAGUUGUGCAUAGCUCGACAGAGCACUGAUGGUUUUCUAUUAACGAUACAAAGGACUGUGGAAUUUACGAAAUGGAAUCGAGGGCAGGUAUCCGAGGCGGCCCGGGCAUGGACUCCCAACAGCAGCAGUACUGCCUGAAAUGGAACAGCUUCGGCUCCAACCUGGCCACCUCGUUCGCGAACCUCUGGAACUCGGAGAGUCUCGCAGACGUCACUCUAUACUGCGAAGGUCGCCAGUUCAAAGCACACAAGGUGAUCCUGGCAGCUUGCAGCAAGCACUUUCAGGAGUUGUUCGACACGGCGCCCCCCAGCCAUGCGGGCGCCUGUUACGUCAUCCUGGAGGCCACCACGGCGGACAACAUGCAGGCCCUCCUCGAAUUCAUGUAUAAGGGGGAGGUGCAUGUCAGCCAGGACGCCCUAUCGAGUUUCCUGAAGAGUGGGGAGAAUUUGCAGGUGAAAGGUUUGUCAAUGGAAAUGUCCCAAGAUGCUUGGGUCAAGCAGCAGACCCAGCAAUCGGGAGGGGAUCGUCACCAGGCUCGCAUCAAAACCAGCCCGGUGUCAGGAUCAGGCAACUGCGAGGUGCAGGAGUCUGCUCCUCCGACUCACACGGCCACCUUCGCGCCGGUUAUGCCUCAGUACGGCAUGCCGAUACACGGUGGCAGCGGCAACAUCGGCAGAUAUGCACCGCCAGCUCAUCAUGUACCCAUCCACUCGACGACUCACCGACGACCGGCACCGCCCAAACCCUCGCCAAGCCCACACACUAGGAAUUAUAGGCAAAGCUCUUCAUCAUCGCACUGCGGCAGCGUAGUCGACGAACCGGACACUCGCUCGUCGCCCGGCGCCGGCACACGCUUCGAAGACAACCCGCCCGACUGUACCUCGACCCUCAGCAACCCGAUCAAGAACAACGGCUACGAACGCAGCGCUUCGGUCAACGACGAAAUGAUCGAACGCCUCUCCAACGACCAAGGUGCAGAAGAUCUACGGGUGAAAAGUGAGAACGACUAUCACCCAACCGGAUACAACAACUCGCCGCCACCGCCGACCCCCCUGCCGCCCGCCAACUACCACGAUAAGCCGAUCGCGACAUCACCCGUGCCCCCCAAGCCUGGCCCCGACCUUUGGCCCGCGAAAAUGAUUACGAGCAAAUCUGGAGGCAUCGCUACUGCUGAUGGUAAAAAACUGAAGUGUCCAUAUUGCGAGCGGCUGUACGGUUACGAGACAAACCUCCGCGCGCACAUCAGGCAGCGGCACCAGGGCAUCCGCGUGCCCUGCCCGCACUGCAGCCGCACUUUCACGCGCAACAACACCGUGCGCCGCCACAUCGCGCGCGAGCACCGCCACCAGGUCACGCCGCACCUGCCGCAGGGCCCGCUGCCCAACCACACGCAGUAAGCGCGCCGCCGGCCGCCCGGGAUCGCUGACGUUAUAUCUUUAACGCUGUCAGCCAACGCGUCGCACCCGCAUGCAACUGACGCCCGGACAGUUUGAGACGCCUGAUUAGAAAACAUCUUUAUGACAGACAACUGAAUGCGAAUUUCGAAUUGAAUUUUUAAUUAACUUUGGAAUUUUGUGCGGUAUUGUUGCAUAGCGCGUGUGACGCGGCGGCACGGUGUACCCGGGCCCAGCGCGCCGCGUCUCGAAGCGCGUACAAUAAAAUACCUCGUCGAUGCAUAUUAUGUAAUCAAUGAUCUACCUCAAAAUUGAUCUUAAGAUUUUUUAAGGUUUUUGAAAUUGUGCGAUAAUUGUUACUUAAUUUAAUAUUUCGAGUGUGACUUCGGACGGUCGCUCAGAGGUCGUCUCCGUUCGGUACCGUGUUUCAAAAAUAUUGUACCUUGCGUCUGCACCCGUUGCGUUGGAGUACCUUGAUUUGUUUGCGAAUGUCCUAGUAAAUGUCCGGAUGACUGUGAGAUGAAGUUACCUUUGUAGACGAUUUAUUUUGAGCUCUCGGUCGAGUACGACAUAGCUUAUAUUAUAUUACCUGAGCUAGGGAAUCUUAUAGAUGAUGUUGAGACUGAUGGUCAUAGGCUAAGUGUAUGUAAAUAAUAGGAGAAUGUUGUAAAUCGCCGUGGCCUAGGUUGAAACAUGAUUUAAAGUUACAUUGUGGCAAAACUACCUCAGUUUUUAUUGAUUAUAUUAUAUUAUUUUACAUUCAUAUUACACUACACUAUACUCGUAUGACAAUAGAUUAUGUACCAGGUUUAAGUUGCAUAUUUUAUUCUGACACAACUGUGAUACAAUAGGAAACGGGCUUUAUACUUAAAGAUAUAUCUUUUAUUUUAUUUUGCCACUUUGUCGUUUUAAGGAGAAGGUAAAACGUGCGGGACAUAAGAAUGUAGGGUUUCUGCAGUUUUUUACUGUACAGUGAAUUUGAAAGGUUUUCGUUUUGUACAAAGUACAAUUUGCCCUAGAUACAUAAGUAGUUAGGUAAAGAAACGUUAUAAAAUGUGCAUGUAAGGUGUGAUGCAUGAAUGGUGUUUCAAUCCAUUUCAGUCGUUCGCUCCAGGCUCGCCUGCGCGAAUGUUACUAUUGAGACCAAAUAAUUAUAUGUUUCUAUGGGAUGGUGUCGAUUUUAACAUUCCGUUUUGAUGUUUUAUUUCAUAGUACAUUUAGAUGAAGGCCACUUACUACUUCUAUAUUCCUAGUCAUUGAAGUGCAACCAGUUGAGAUUUUAAAGAAAAUAAUAGUUUAAUAAGGGCCGGGGGCCGCGAGUAUUAUAAUGUUGUGCGGGCCCCGCCUUCGACGACGGGACAGUGCCAAAUAACCUCAAUUUUAAGUUCACAUCUACUAUUUAUUUUAUAUUUUUGUUAAGUGUGAAUGUAGCGACUGUGUGUGUUAUUCCUGAUAUUUAGGAAUAGGUUGCAUUCAUAUUUAUUAUAUUUAUAUUUUAGGAUACACAAUUGAAUAUAUUUUAUGAGAAAUGCUUUAUGAAGGCUCAGUGACUUUUUUUAAUGCUAUAGAUUUUGUUACUCGUACCAUUUGGAAGACAGCGUUUUAGUUAUCUUUUGAUGGGCUGAAGCUUACUCGUUUUUAGAAUACACGAAAGAUGCUGAGUAUUGUCCUAUAUGCUAUAUCAAUAUACCGAAGAGAAGCUAUAGUGUAUUGUACCUACUCGAGAUGUCAAUAUUAUAUUUUUAGAAUCGAAUAAGCAGGCUAUUACUCUAUUUACACAACUGAUAUUUUACUAUAAUCUCUGUCCUCACGAAUAUUUUUACCGCAGAAUUUAUAUAGGGUGCAAGGGGUUAGCAAAACCUUAAACAGUGAGAUGCCAUACAUCUGAAUAGAAGACUUGAGACUUCUUGUUUAGUAGUUAUUGAAAAAAUCUUACUUUGAAAAUAAAUACAGCACUUUUUCAAUUAGGAUACAACAGAAGAGUAUAUAACCUCCGAUUUCUUAAAUAGCCGCGAUCGUUCUAAAAUAAGUCGAUUAUUUGAUUCCCGAGAAGUCGUUGAAGAAGAUUUACUUAAUGAAUGGCAAAAAAGAUGGGAUACGUCAGUCAAAGGACGUCACUUAUAUAAAUUCUUCCCGAAUGUACGCGAACGUCUAACUAGGCGAUGGUUAGAAAUCGACCAUUGCUCGUCGCAGUUCCUCACGGGACAUGGCAACUUUAAACAUAAACUUCACGAAUUCAAACUAGUUCCAUCUCCUUUUUGCGAGUGUUCCACUGAUGAUGUCAGUCAUGAGCAGUCUGCCCAUCAUAUCUUGUGGGAGUGUGAUCUUUGGAAACAUGAACGUGAUAUAAUGCUUAAUUCAAUACAACAUACAUCUGUUUCCGCAAUUUAUUACACCGAUCUUGUCGCGACAAGGAAAAAUUUCCGUGCUUUUAAGCGAUUUUGUGAAAAAUAUUAUUGGCAGGUAGUUGCUAAUUGCUCAUAAGAUAGGCCCCCUUAAUUUAAUUUAUUGUCCGUGGUGCAUAAUCUUUUUCUUAAAGGUUUUAAACCUUUGUUUGUCACCUGUCAUCCGCUUUGCAAUGGAGGGAAGUCGAACCUUAAUUUCGAACUCCUCCUAUGUUCUUCUGAUUAAUUUCGUUGCGGGUCCAAUGACAGUUUAACUUUCCCCCGGGACAAACUUGACCUUCAUUGGUUGGGUUUUUGUGGCGGUCAAGCUGUAGAUCCUGGCUACACAGGAGUUGCAGUGGUGGGAACGAGAGGUGGGAAUAGUCCCGAUAUUUUAUAACAGAAGAGUAUGUUCUACAAUGAGAAGUAAAAAAGCAAACCAUUAGCAAUAUUUUUUUUCAAAAGCCUUUGAUUUUAAUUCUAAAGACUGUUCAGAGCACUCAUUUCACUGUUUAUGUUUUGCAAAUCUAUCCUUAAAACCCUGUAUUAAGGGUGAAUCUGUAUUGAUUUCUGGUUCGUCUAGUUGAAGGGUCCGGGGAGUUUGCAUUGGUGAGACUUCACAGACUCAUAGCUGUCCUGUCUGGAAUUUGAAAAUAGAAUUUUGCGAUGUUUUUUUGUUUUUGCGCUGGGUGAAACACAACGGCCUACUGUCCCUCAAAUGGCAAUUGUCUUUUAGACCUUAUAGUCGUUGUAAUAAGAUUGUUUUAUUAUUUUGUAGCAAUCUUACGAUUUGACUAACAUUUAGUUACCAAAACAUUUAAUACGAUUUUGAUGAUAAACCUAAAGCACGACAAUUUUUGGGACAUGAGUUUGUCUCCAUUUUCACCCUGUAUUAAAGGUACUGAUUCUUUAUUCUAGGUUUCAUAUGCGCCAAUCAUUUUACUAGUAUACUAUAAUGGAUUGCACGUGUAUUUGGUUGAGGGUGAAAAUGAAUUUGAUGUUAUCGAAUUUGGGUCUUGGGUGGCUUGCAUUAAGAAUCAGUUUUUUUCAAUAAGUUUGCAUUUAGAUUAUUUUUCUAUUGUACUGCUGAAGAUUAUCGCACAUAUUUUAUUUACGGUUAGUUUGUCUGUGACGUCUGGGUUCGUUUGGAUUGAGUUACAUCCCUAAGGAGUUGGGUUUCCGAUUACGAGCACUUUUAGAAUAACACACCUGGGUGUGUGAGUGGUGAAAAGUAUAAAACGAUCAAAAUUAUAGGCAUUCGAGCGAAGUGUCAAACGGAAACGAUCGGUCAGUAGCUCGGCUAUACACAGCACUACACUACUUUUGUAUUUGGCCGAGUAUAAUUUAUUGUAUAAAAAUCAUUACUUCUUCAUAUUAUUGGAUUUUUUUCGGUAAGUGUAUAUUAUUGUUAAGACAAUGUUUUGCUAUUUCGAACGAAAAUUUGUUAACAUUUAUGUUUUAUUAUUAUUGGAAACAAAAACUAUUUUUGUCCUUUCGUUUUUUUUUCUUAUGAAUUAAAAAUUCAUAGUUGUGAUUUCUUUUCGACAUUUAAUGUUUUUUGUGAUACGUAAAAGAGAAUUGCAUUAAUGCAUCAUGUUUUAAGCUUUUUAUUAUUUUCUUUCGGUUAGUAAGACCAUGGGUAUAAGUUACGAUUAUGAGUGAUCGUUAGGGGCUUGAAAUCAAUUGGAUUUGCUUUUAUCUAAAAUGAUAAGGUACAAACUUUAGAUUACACUAUCACGCGUCAAUUCUUUAUUUGUGUAGUUUUGUUUUGACGGAAAUUUCACUUUACCUAAUGUAAAAAUGUUUCGUAUACCUUGAUAUAGGUAUUUGCAUAUAACACGUGUAAAUUAAGUUGAUGCAUUGUUAAAGCUAAUUAGUGGACAAGUAAGUGUUCCCUAAUAGUCGUAAUGUUGUAUUUGGUGUGAUAAGUAAAUCACGUUUAGUCGGUGUAUUGCAAUCCCCCCGUUUUAAGACUUGGGCCGAUUUCCCUUAGUUUUGUUGCUGUAACCCUGUUGGAAAGCAAAGGUUGGACAAAAGUGAAGUGUUUACGCUGGUAUACGAUAAGCAUCUUGAUCCAACAUUUGGUCAAACAUCACAGUAAAGUAUCCAAUGUUGGUGAUUAAAUUGGACGUAAUGCGACCUGAUAUUGGACUAGUUUGCUAGUCUCGUUACCACUGGGUCGUCAGUCGAUAAGCUCUUUUGUGUUAGUUAAGUUUAGAUUAGUUUCUUUAUUUGUAAAUAAAUCGCGAUAAUGUCGUGAUGGUAAAGCCAAAGAUUGUUACGGGUAUGGUGACCCUCUGCCGUCACAUGGGCCUUGUACAGAUUUUACAUUCGAUUGGUUGAAAAUUAAUAUCUUUUCGCUGGUCGAUAACAUUGGGCAUUUAAAAUCAGUAAAAACGAAUGUAGACUCAUGCGGGGCCCUCUUAGGAUAAGUCUAUCUACCUCGAGGAGUAAACCUAGUUGUAAGUGUAAGCUUAUAGAUUUUUUAUAUGAAGAUGAAAAUAUAAAAUUAAGUUUUUAAGAGAAAUUGUGAAAAGAUAAAAAAAAUAAAAAAUUUAAAGUACAAAUAUUCUACCUCAGGAUUCAACUUUAGUCCCUUCUAAAAUUCUAUCACGCAGAUGUAUUUUGAAAUGUUUCGAAAAAAAAUAUAUUGAUGUAUACCUCUAUAUUUUUUAUUUUGUAUCAUGUUUCCGAGUGUUAUUCCACUCUGAUAUAUUUAUUGAUCCUAAAGUUGUGUGGAACAACCUUGUAUAUUGUUGAAUUGUAAAUAAUUCAGUUGGAAUACUAUUAAUGAUAAAUAAAUCGCAUACAUUUGAAUCUCUGCAAGGUAGACAGUGCUUUCGGCCUGGUGCGUCUCUGAGGGUAGAUGCCCGCACGACGAGCCACCGGGUUGAUAGUCCUAGUUAAUAUUUAGCCAGUAAGUGUUAAUUAGGUUAGAUUUAAUAAUCUCAUCGAUGUACCUCAUUUCGUAAGCACAAUCUUCUGGGGGUCGGCCGCAAGUCAUCUCAAGUAAUCUAGUUGUACCUUCCUUCACUCCCCGGAGUAUAAAUCAUUUUUUUUUAUUCGUAAUUUUAUUAUCAUUACAUUUUCCCAGUUACUUUUUGUGUUUCAUAGAUGUUACUAUGUUUUAAGGAGAUGAAAAAAAUUGAAAAUUAUUGUUUGUUAGGUUUAAAAAAUUAAAAAAUUGUAACAAAAUUUA